UAUAGGCAAUUAUCUCCAAAAUGUCAAAUGUUAUUUUUUUCCGCUACUUAUGAUAAAGAAGUUAUGAAUUUCGCUCAGCAUAUUGUGCCGGAUCCAACAAUUAUAAGACUUAUGCGUGAGCAGGAAUCACUUGAAAAUAUCAAACAAUAUUACGUUAGAUGUAUGAAUGAGGAGGAUAAAUACAAUGCUAUACAAAAUAUUUACGCCGGAAUAACAAUUGGACAAGCUAUAAUAUUUUGCCAUACACGCAAAACCGCAGGAUGGCUAGCUGGCAAGAUGUCAUCCGAUGGCCAUUCGGUUGCUGUACUCUCUGGAGAUUUGACUGUGGAGCAACGACUUGCUGUUUUGGAUCGAUUCCGAGCUGGUCUUGAAAAAGUGCUCAUUACAACAAACGUACUUUCUAGAGGAAUUGACAUCGAACAAGUUACAAUCGUUGUAAAUUUCGAUUUACCGAUGGAUGCAAAGGGAAACGCUGAUUGUGAGACCUAUUUACAUAGGAUCGGUCGUACUGGAAGAUUUGGUAAAAAUGGCAUUGCGAUCAAUCUCGUGGAUGGAGAGAAAGCCAUGAGCAUUUGCAAGUACAUUGAAAAUCACUUUAAGAAAACUAUUCAGCUGCUUGACACAGGGAACUCAGAUGAAAUUGAAAAAAUUGGAUAUUAAAAAAUAUCGCUAUUUACAUACAUAUGAUUUGGUUUUUUUAUA
Molecule: messenger RNA, 702 nt
Organism: Rhagoletis zephyria (snowberry fruit fly)
Lineage: Eukaryota; Metazoa; Arthropoda; Insecta; Diptera; Tephritidae
Product: DEAD-box helicase Dbp80-like
Source: RefSeq, a predicted model, not a curated record